Emiliania huxleyi CCMP1516 is the source of this 2265-nucleotide messenger RNA. RefSeq lists its product as hypothetical. The transcript has 15 exons. The record is from RefSeq and is a predicted model, not a curated record. NCBI's taxonomy places the organism in Eukaryota, Haptophyta, Isochrysidales, Noelaerhabdaceae. Bases 524 to 1834 code for a protein of 436 amino acids.
UUGCGCGCAGGCACUCGAAGCUCUCCCGGAGGCGUAAUGGAGCCGUCUGCUGCGAAGGGCCAGCAGCAGCAGCAGCAGCAGCAGCAGCAGCCCGCGUCGGCCGACGCCGAUGCCGAGGCCCGCGGCGUUUUGGACAACGCCAAGGUUGCCGCCCUCGCCAUCGGCCUCGACCAGGCGAGGGCCGGCCUCGGGAAAAUCACCAUGGAGCUCCAGUCGAUCCAGGGCCAGAUGGCGCAGCUCGGGGCGAUGAUGUCGCGACAGGCGGCGCACAGCGAGCAGCUCGAGUCGCGCCUCGCUCGCCUCGAGUCUGCUGCAGCGGCGCCGCAGUGGGCCGCCUCAUACUCGCAGCAGCAGCUGCCGUGGGGCGCGCUCGCCGCCGACAACCUCCAUCAAUCAGUCCGCUGAGGAGUCAAGGUGAGUGAGCUCGCUCCUCCUAGGCGGCUCCGCCGUCUACCUGCCGCAGCAGUCGCCGCGCUCUUUCCAGCCGCCGCAGUACUCUCCCCACCCGCAGACUGCGUACGUGAUGCAGCCGCAGCCGCUGCAGCCGCAACCCCAGCUCCUCGUGCAGCAAGGAGGAGGCGGGUCGCCGACCUUCCACCGCCCCCCCGCCGCCCCCCCGGUCCCGGCGUUCUCGCCGCCGAUGCAGUCGGGCGCCGUCUGCUGUGCCCACCAGCCGGCCAGCGCCCCCCCUACGGCGAGCAGCCGAGGCGGCGGCGCGUACAACGGCGGCAUCGUCCAGCCUGUCGCUCUCCCGAGCUCCGCCAGCGCCGUUGUCCCCGGCAUCAUCGGCCACCACGCGGAGCCGCGCGUGCAGGGUUCGCUGCCGCCGAACCGCGGGCCGUCCUCCAGCAAGGCUUCCCCCGCAAGCCGCAGCGGCAGCAGCGCGCAGCCCGCAGCAGCGCAUAUGCCAACCAAGCCGACGAUGCCCGCCCAAACGACCCUCGUCGCGCCACUUCCGUCGUCGCCCGUCGCGGCGGCGCCGGGCGCCGCACAGCAGCAGCAGCAGCAGCAGCAGCAGCAGCAGCAGCAGCAGCCGCAAUCGGCGGGGGUGCCGCAGCGGGCGGUGUUAGCGUCGUGCUUCCCUCUGAGCCGCUCGUCCGCCUUGUUCGUGUCGCCGUUGCUGAAGGCUGGAGGGGCGGAGGCAGCGGAGGGGCCAGCGGCGCCGCUGCUUGCGGAGGCGGGUGCGCCACUCGCGCCAGCCUCCGCCGCGUCCGAGCCGGCGCCGAUGGAGAUUUCGUCAACUGAGCCAGCGGCCCCGAUGGAGGUGGUGCUUGUGCCGCCACGCGUUGCCGUCCCGGCAGUGACCGCUGGAGCCACAGCGGCAGCGGCGUCGGCGGCCGCCGCGGCGGCGGCGGCGGCAGCGGCAGCGGCAAAACCGGCGGCGGUGCCUCCAGCUCCGCCAAAGUGUGGCGUCCCAAUAACCGCAGACGCUGGAGCCACAGCGGCAGCGGCGUCGGCGGCCGCCGCGGCGGCGGCGGCGGCAGCGGCAGCGGCAAAACCGGCGGCGGUGCCUCCAGCUCCGCCAAAGUGUGGCGUCCCAAUAACCGCAGACGCUGGAGCCGCAGCGGCAGCGGCGGCGGCGGCGGCGGCGGCAGCGGCGGCGGCGGCGGUUCCGCCACAAAGUGGCGUCCCGAUUGCAGACUCUGGAGCCGCGGCGGCGGCGGCGGCGGCGGCGGCGGCGGCGGCGGCGGCGGCGGCGGCGGCGACUGCGACGGCGCGUUCGAGCCUCGACGUGCUGGCGUGCGCGGCGGGCGAGCCGUCCCCGAAGCGGCAGACGCCAGGAGCGAGACGCGGCGGCAGCGGUGCCGCGGAGCCCGCGAUCGGCGCCUCUUGAUUGGGGCUGGCUGUGAACAGGAGCGACGCUUGCCAGCGACGACGAGGAGGGGAUCUCCGCCGCGCCGACGCACAAGGCGUGCCGGACAGAGCGCGAGGUUGCGACGGCAGCUUGCUACGGCUGGGAGCAAGGCGCGCGCUUCCGCGGCGACGAGUCGUCGACGGGCGACGAGAGCAACGGCGACAGCGCGGCGGGUUGCUGAGCUCUGCUGCAGUCCGCUUGCGUGUGCGGGGCCGGCGGUUCCGUGGCCGCAGCGCCGCGGACUUUCUUUGACCCCGCACAUAGGUCUUUUUCCCUUUUUCCCCCAGAGCACCAGAGAGUGGUGAGAACGCUGCGGCCUCGCGCUCGCUGCCAUGAGAAUCCUCCUUUGAGCAUGCGUGGGGUGCUUUGUGGGUGGUUCGUGUUCUAUGACCCCACAAAUCUAGACUCAA